This is a messenger RNA of Penicillium antarcticum, 2664 nucleotides long. RefSeq lists its product as uncharacterized. NCBI's taxonomy places the organism in Eukaryota, Fungi, Ascomycota, Eurotiomycetes, Eurotiales, Aspergillaceae. Bases 1 to 2664 code for a protein of 887 amino acids. The transcript has a single exon. The record is from RefSeq and is a predicted model, not a curated record.
AUGCCCCCUCCCUCCCCUCCGCACUCUUAUUCCUCACGAGCUCAAUCUGCCAACGCGCCUGCCUCCCUCAUGUCGCGCGAUGCUCCGAACAGUCAGGCACACCGGCCGGGCAGCAGCAUGUCUAUCUCCGCCAUGCUAGGUUCGGACCCGGACCGCCCUGCACGAGAUCCGACGCGAGAAUCAGCGCCGUUCUUUUCGCGACCGUCUGCAUCUCUUUUUGGAAAUCCACCGCCGUCGUCAUCUUCUGCUGCCAUGUCACCGCCAACCGCCCCUGCGCGACCAUCGCCGCUCGAGAACAACGUCUUCCGUCGAUCACAAACACCGGAGAAGUCAUUCUCAAAGCCUCAAACAAACCGUGCUUACCGAUCAGGGUCCGGCGGUUCGAGCCUAGGGGCAGACCAUACAUUUGGGGGCUUGGCGCGCUCGUCGCUCUCUCAGUAUCCUGAGAAGCCACACUCCACGCAUCCUUCGCCUAGAAUCUCACCGGCAGAGGUAUCGUACACUGAGCCUCGUGAGCCGCGUCGCAUGAGUCUCAGCGGCCCGAUCGCUCGACCUAGUAGUCAACCGCCAAACGCUGAAACACCCACCCGACCUCCCGGUUACAGUCCGAUCUCUCAGCCAGGUGGAGGUUCCGCCGAUCGAGCCUUCGAGCCCGGUUCUCGACCUGCUUCGGGGUCUUAUGGAGGUACUGACUCGCAACACGGUCGGUAUGGUGGAUUUGGCGAUCGACGGAUGGAGGAUGCCAUACAGCGUGAGCGAGAACGUGCAGCGGCUCUUGGAGAUCCCAAGUUGUCGCAGGCUGGGUAUCGCUAUAGUCCUCACUAUGCCGAGCGUGAUCCUCGAGAGCGUGACUCUGGCUCGACGUGGGACCAUCGCUCUCAUCCUCCAUCGCCGGAGAGUAAGCGUUUCCCUGCUCCGGACCAUGGGUCAACGUUCGGGUUUGGAGCUAUCCAGAGCUACACCAAGUCCCUUGGAUCGCAACCCGGCAACAGACAACCGCAAAUAUCCCUACAGUCUGGGAAUAGCCAACCCACUCCGCCCCACGAUCCUUAUGCCAGACACCAAACCCAACCUCCUCGCUUGGGGUCCACGCCUGCCUUAGCGGUCUCGACUGCGGUCGCCUCCUCUGGCCUUGCAGCCUUGGCGGAUGAAGGACGCCGCAAGGGAAGUGAUGAGCUCUUGCACCAUCGCAGCUUGCUGGCGGUAGGUGCAGACGGUAAGCGCGGUGGCCGUGCCUCUCCACUGCCGCAAGCUGUGCAGGGCGCACAGGCUCCUUUCGCCGGUCCUGCUGGAGAGUCUUCUAUCAAGAAUGACUUGGGUCGUGUCUUCUCUGGUAUUGGAAGUGGCGUGGGUGGUGUGACAGCUUCUGCUGGUGGAAGCGGACCAUCCACACCAUUGGGCUCCAGUCCGUUCAAGCGUGAUAGUCUUACUGGUCGCUCGAUCAAUGGAGAGGCUAUUGAUGAGGCGGCGAGACUUGCUCGGCCUCCCUCUGCGUCUGGCAGGCGGUCGAGGAGGCCGCGUGAUGAAGAGCAGAUGGAACUCGAGGCUAACGACCCUCGUGGUGUACUCUCAGCUCGUAACGCGCGUCGGUCACGACAUGCCCAUCACCACCAUCAUCAGUAUGUUACCAGUUCUGCGUUGGUUUCCAGUUUACUGACUGUCCCUAGUCAUCAUCAUCACCGCCACAAGGCAGAUGAGGAAGCAGCUACUCUGACCUCCCUUCAUCGCCCUACAAACUUCUUCCAUCGCACUUCCCCAGCGGAUCCCUCCGCUCACCAUCAUUCCCAUCACCAUCACCACCAUCACCAUACUCCUAGACAGGCCAUUCCGGCUGCGUCUCCUAUUCGUGAGCCUCGCACUAACGUAAACAUUGAGCCACUACUUUCCAGCAUUGCUCACCUCCCUCGUCAUCAUUUGGGUUCCACACUUUACACUCCUCGUGUUGGUGCUCCAGCUGCUAGAUCCUCUACGGAUAGCUCCAAGUUUGGAUACACCACAACUCCUCAGCCUCUUCCUCGCUUUGAGAAGCGUGAGAAUUGCACUUUCACCAUUCGGGUUCCUCGUUUCCGCAUUGACCAGUCUCACCGCGAAGAGAUCUGUGCGCGGCGAGCACUCUGGGGAACCGGCGUCUACACCGAUGACUCCGAUCCCGUCGCCGCUGCCAUUCACUCGGGCUUCAUCCGCGGUGCCUGGGGCGAAGACGUGGACGAGUCGAUGCUUGAUCUCGAGAUCAAGGAUACCUACCAGCACGCGCCACAAGCGCCCGCCGAAACUGAAGGCAAGGGCAAGUCUCCCAAGGAGCCUCGCCUACCACCCAUACCUCCUGCAGACAAAGAUCUGCACAUUACUCUCCUCGUGCUCCCCCGUGUCGCUCAGUACGACUCCACUAUUCUGUUCGGCCUCAAGUCUCGCAAAUACACUGGUCGUCACGACGGCAUGAGCUUCAAGAUUCAUGCUGUCGACUGGGUUGACGAGGGUGUCGGACGUGGCGAAGAACGUAGCGGUGAAGCCCGUCGUAAACGUCUCCGAACUCUCAUGCAGUCCGGCCGCAUUUGCACCGGACCUGCAAUGGCAAAGAUGGACGAGCUUCGUCGCAGCGGGGUGCAGGUCCCUCGCACUAUUGAUGGCCAGGACAAGCCAGGGGCUGUUCAGCCAGUCUCCUAA